This is a messenger RNA of Effrenium voratum, 1060 nucleotides long. The record is from the annotation of a GenBank genome assembly. Lineage: Eukaryota; Dinophyceae; Suessiales; Symbiodiniaceae.
CAGAGAGAUGAGCCACGUGCCCGGGCAGGAUCCCAGAUCCGGAAACCUCCCUUAGGUCCCUAAGUGCCCAAUCCCAGCCUGAAAAUGGGCGCCAUGGUCGCAGUGCUGGCCACGGCUUUCGCGGUGCUUCUUUGUACGCCGGUGAUGCUGUACUUUGCGCCGCGCUGGGUGAAGCGGCCGCUGGUGCUGUGGGUGCUGAGGUCCUUCAGCCAGGGCGCGCCACCGGAGGAGCCAGAGCGCAGCGACUACGCAAAAGGCGUGCUUCCCCACGGGCAGCUUGAGGAGUUGGUGGAGGGCAAGGCCUGGGCUUUGUGCGGGUCGCUGCCGCAGCCGGGGCCCUCCUUCGGGCGAAACAUGACGGUGUUCAAGCGAAAAGACGGAAAGCUCAUCGUGCACUCCUGCGUGUGUCUGGCGUCGGAGACCAAGGCGCGGCUGGACGCCCGAGGGCCAGUGGGUGUCAUCGUGGUGCCCAACUCCUUCCACCGCCUCGACGCGCCGAGGUACAAGGCCGCCUACCCAGAGGCACGUGUGGUGUGCCCGUCUUCGGCCCGCGCCAAAGUGGAGGAGUGGUGCCCCGUAGACGCAACGUGCGAAGAGGAGUUCGCGCAGUGUGAGGAAGUGGAGGUUUUGACCCCGCCGAACUCGGUUGACGGCGAGCUCACGUACAUCAUGGGCGGCUCUUUGGUGGUUUGCUGCGACCUCUUCUUCAACAUCGACCCUUGCAAGGCAGAUGCCUUCCAACGCUUUUUCGGCAUCGCCAACGGCUUUGGCGUAUCCGGCAUGGGCAAGGUGGUCCACCCGGACCUCCCGCUUUUGCGCCGCUGGGUGCAGACCGCCCUCCUGGACCGUGCGGCGAACUUCGAAGCCGUGGUGGUGGGUCACGGAGACCUCGUCAAGGGCUCUUCCGCCGUGAGGGCGGCGCUCCAAAAGACCGUGGACAGCCUCGUCUGACUUUCUCACCCUUCAGCUGUCAGACGGAACGAUUCCCCUGAAAAGGAACGAGGUUCCCUAAGCACUUCCUGGAGAAGAGGGUGUCUGAGGGCCAGCGACACUUGUGGAC